Salvelinus fontinalis (brook trout) is the source of this 4939-nucleotide messenger RNA. Its product is annotated as outer dynein arm-docking complex subunit 3-like. The record is from RefSeq and is a predicted model, not a curated record. NCBI's taxonomy places the organism in Eukaryota, Metazoa, Chordata, Actinopteri, Salmoniformes, Salmonidae. The transcript is spliced from 14 exons. Gene Ontology annotation, biological process: cilium movement; outer dynein arm assembly. Bases 1868 to 3544 code for a protein of 558 amino acids. Gene Ontology annotation, cellular component: cilium.
GUGUGUGUGUGUGCGUGCGUGCGUGUAUGUGUGAGGAGAACAGAGAAAGAUGAGGUCAAGCCGCCUUGCCUGCGCAGUGUGCUGUGUGUAUCGAAUGUGCCUUAAGAUCAUGAUACUGUAUGGCUACAGAAGGAUGCCAUCGUCACAAACAGAGAGGUCUGAAUGAGUAGCCAACAUAUUCCGUUGUGUUUCCCACAGAAGGUGUCUAUGACAGAGCUUAUAAUAUUUAGUUUUUGUAGAGAUGUAAAUCUGUUCUUGUUUUAUUAUCAUUUUUGUUGUUGCUUUUUGUUGUGCCUUUUGUUUGGCUAGGCUGUUUUACUUUGGCUAGGCUGUUUUACUUUAACUUUUUUUUACUUUUUGCAGUCCUCUUGAAACUCUGAACAUACAAAACUUUGAUACCUUUUUUUUUGUGGCUGACUAUAAUGUGUUCAAUUUGAACACGUGUUUUACAUGAGAAUUCUCCAAGUUUUUGUCAGUUUUCUCAAAUGUAUAAUGAAUGACAUAGAUUUUCUCACAAUUAAUUUACAAAAAUGUUUUGCUUAAAUGCUAAAUAAUUUUUGCAUCAGGUUUGUUAAUAGUAUUAUUUUUCAGUAUUGCUGCUGUUGCUCUUUGUAUAAUGGCUGCAUAUUGCAGUGUACAUUUACUGUAACUUACCAAAGUAAAGAAAACAACAUGUUCUAAUGCAGUAUUAGUUUUGGGACUGAAGGUUUGUUAAGUAGUCCAUGGGCCAGUGAAAAACGUAGUCCACUUUGGGGUGGUAAAGGUUGAACAAAUAUAUAUGAUACCCACUCCAAAAGAGUAGCUUUCUAUGCUUUUCACACCUUUAUAUGUCUUGUUGUAUGGGAGUCUAUGCAAUAGAAUGUUUGCAGGCUGAUAAUUACAUUUUAAGGCAAGUUGGAACGUUCACAUGCUCAUUGAAAAUGACUGUAUCAAACAACAAUGGAACAUUCUAUUGGGUGGAUCUCAUCGUAAAAACACGGUAUUUGGUACAUUUUUGCCAUCUCUUCGAAAUGAUUUACCUAGACUGACUCAUUGUUGAAACAACACUGUUACAAAUAGCGGAACUAGAUAUUUCUAUACUUCCCAUUCUGUCUUGAUAUACCCCAAAAUGCAUACAUUUAUGACCUUUGACCCCCGAAAGAUGGGACCAAAGAGACGUCAUUACCAUUCCAGUUGUUUCAUACCUUAAUAUAUUGUAUUAUGAAGUUAAUAACAUAUAAAAUUCCCUUCGUUUGAAAAGAUUGUUCCCAGAUAAUACAACAUUAUUUCAUACCAUCAAUCCUGUGGGCCCAACGAACCACAUAGGGGUCAAAACACAAAAUGCACACAUUUACCUACCGCAGAAUCAUGGGUAUCAUACCAACGUGUAACCCACUGACAUCAUUAGACUUUGCCACCCCAAAGUAGACAAAUAUGUGAAAUUUGGCCUGCUGGCCCGUGGACUAUUUACUUAACCCCAAAUGCAAGCUUUUGUAUAUUUCAUUUUCAAGAGAAGGAUUGUGUAAACGUGUGUUUUUGGAGCAGGAUGUGUUGUAAAUAACCCCACUUUUUUUUUACGACUAUAUACUAAAUUUGUAUUUAAAGUUAUUGUAUCUAGAAAAAUACAUAAUUAAAGUGAGCUGAAGUCAAGUCGGUGCUGCUUUGUUGCUCGGUUUGCUCUAGGUUUGUGUUCGGUCUCGAGCCUUGACCUGAUAGGAAAGUCAGUGUACAUGUUGCUAGGCAACGAGAAGCUAUCUGAACGACGGUGUUUUCACGCGAAUUCCGCUCAUACAAGGACAAAACUACCUAAAAGUGCGUCAGUUUGUAUCUAAUGCUAGCUAGCUACUUCUAAAGUCAACUAUUAGUUUGUGAUUGGUGCACACCGAAAAUGCCGUUCAGCGCCGAGGCCAUUAAGCCGCCCCUUCAUGACCAAAUAACAGAACUGCAGAGGAAAAUUCAACUUCUUGAGGGCGACAGAAGUGCAUACUAUGAAAUGUCUCAGUCAAGCAUCAAGAAAAACAGGAAUUCUAUCCUUCAGCUGAGGCAGGAGAACAAGAGACUACACAAGAAGUUGGCAAACGCUCUUGCUGGGGACGAGCAGGUGAUAAAGGAGGCCUUCCAAAGCCGAGGCAUGGAGAAAGCUGCCUUCAGAAACAUGUCAGGGAAGGCUGCUCUCAAGGUGCUGGACCAGAAGGUGUGUGACAAGAUGAAGAAGCUGAACGCUCUAAAGCACACCACCCAGACGUACCGUCGUCGCCUGGAGGACCUAAAGACACUGUACCAGAGUAUGAAGCUAGAGAACAGGGGACCAGAGAGAGACACGGAGAGACUCAACGAGGAGGCCAAGAGUGAAGGAGAGGCGGCUGAGGACCAUCCCCAAAAGAACUUGCGGGUGCUGGAGAAUCGUCUGGAGAAAGCCCAGCUGAAGUGCCAGGAGGCUGAACACAUCAUGAGGGGCUAUCUGAAACUAAAGGCCCACCUACAGGAGGAGAGCCUGACCUUCCAGUCCCAGCUGGAUAAACUAGAGGCUGAGAUCCUGAGACAGAGACAGGAGCUGAAGGACCUGCAGGUCAUGAACAGUGACGCACUCCUCUCCAAAGACACUGCCAAGGCAGAGCUGCAGCGUCAAGAAGAACAGAUGUACAGGGAGAGGAAGGACAGAGAGUGUAUCCUCACCCGUUACAAGAAAGAGGCAGAGGACCGUAAAGCCCAGGCUGAGAGAGUGGAGAGAAGGGCCCAGCGGGCAGCCUUGCAGCCUGACGAGCUGAGUAGCGACGCCCAGCGCAGUGCCACCGGGCUGGGGGAGGAGGAGAGGGCCAUCUCUACCUUCGAAGAGGCCUUCAGACGCAUCAAGGAGGCCACGGGGGUCACUGACACACGGGAGGUGGUGGAGAGGUUCAUCUCCCAGGGAGACACCCAGCAGCACCUGGAGGAUCUGAAGAAGGAGAACCAGAGAACCCUGCUACAGCUGAAGGAGGACAGGGACCGUCUGCAGCAACACUUCCAGGACAUCAAGUACUCCGGGGAGACCAAGCUCUCUAGUGGUCAGCAGAUGCUGGAGGACUGUAAGCGCCACUUGCAGGCGGAGCAGGGGAGACGCGACGCCGCCAAGGAGCGUCUGGACUGGCUGACCCGUACCCUGAACACGGUCCGGGCCGGGGUGGAACACCUAUCUGACAAACUGCAGCACAUCAAGCUGGGUGAGGGCCCGGAGCCCCAGCUGCCCCCCGGCUCAGAGGAGUACGUGGUGGAGCUGCUGUCCCAGUCAGAGCAGAAGCUGCUGUUACUGCAGGAGGAGCUCCAGGGGAAGGACCUGGCCGCCGCCAUGAAGGAGAUGGAGGAAGAGGAGUUCCAUGCCAGCAUCGAGGGGAAACUGCCCCAUUGCAACACCCGCAUCAAGCUGCCUGAGGCUCAGAGACAGGACCCAUAUGAUGAAGAGGAGGAGAGCGGGGACGAUGAGGGUGACAUUAUCACCAGGGCGAUACUGAAGCACCAGUCUCAGCUCAUCAUCGACUCCAAGACUAAGAGGAAGACCAGGACCAAGAAGAAAAAGGGCAAGCUCUGAUCCUAGAUGAGUUAGGCUGGCUAGAUGUCACAAGAGCCAUAGAAAUAUAAUUGCUAGAAUGGGCAUGUCAGCUUUGGUAAUUAUAUUUCUAUGACGAGAGCAGCCAUGAGUUUGUGUUUAGUGUGAGGUCAUAGGUCAUAUUUGUGCCCUGAAUUGAGUGAAAAUACCUUUGCUUAGAUGGCAUAGGGGACUUGAGUGAAAUCUUACUCCUCACAUAUAAUUAUUCAGUUAGCUAAAUAAUUAUUUCCUUAUUAACUAAUGGAAUGCACAGUAAAUGUAUAUUUGGGAUGAUACUGUAGCUAGGGGAACAUGGUGGUGGCAGAUCAUACCUUGCAGUCAUCACAUUAGCUACUUUAUGGAUGCAAGACUUGAUUUUAUCACAAAGCAGUUCAACACAAAAUAAUUGAUUUCCCACUAUCACCACUGAUUUGUAUAUUAUAAAAUUGUAAUCAAAAUAGGAAUGAAAAUCAAUAAAAAGCUUGAUUUGAAGAAUUACUCAAUCUUUGGAUAGGUAAGAUCGCUCUAAUGCAGGGGUGUCAAACACACAGCCCGUGGGACAUUUUCUUUUGUAUAAUAUAUAUAUAUUUUUUAUCUGCAUUGAAAUUACUUAAAUAUUGAAACUGUAGAAAUCAGGGCUUGACAUGAACCUUUUUAGCCUUUGGACAAGUAGGACAGAUGUUUUACUUGUUUACUGAAGUCACUUGUCCCCCCCAAAAAAGGUAUGUAACACAGGCCAAAAGGGUGACUGAAAAUGAGUGAAGUACACAUAUCCAUGGGAAUUAGGGGUGCUGAGGGUGCAGCAGCACCCCCUAAUAAAUCACAAUUAGUGAUUAAAUUAGUGCACUAGGCCUUUAUUACUCCUGUAUGAUUACUCCUGUAUCAUUACUGCUGUAUGAUUACUGCUGCAUGAUUACUCCUGUAUGAUUACUGCUGCAUGAUUACUGCUGUAUGAUUACUCCUGUAUGAUUACUGCUGUAUGAUUACUGCUGUAUGAUUACUGCUGUAUGAUUACUGCUGCAUGAUUACUGCUGCAUGAUUACUGCUGCAUGAUUACUGCUGUAUGAUUACUGCUGUAUGAUUACUGCUGUAUGAUUACUCCUGCAUGAUUACUGCUGUAUGAUUAUUGCUCUCCUCACAACUGGAUAACUACACACUGAUUCACAUCUAGGCUACUUACUAUAUGCCAGUAUGUGUUGUAGGUAGGUUUCACAUUGCUAGAAUAACAUGGAAAUAGGUCUAGGCCAGCUACGCAUCAUUUCUUUCACAAGCUUUCCUCAGCUGAAGCCUAAGUUUUCUUUUGACUCCUCAUUAUAUUUGUCCAUCUUUGUAUUGCUCAAUUUGAGUUCUUGUGGCCUAAAAUAUAUGUAAUUCAAAAUAAAUCUAAGAAUGAGAAUA